AUGCCUCUCUCACUAUCCCCAAUCGCUACUUCGCCACUUCUCAAAUCUCUCCAUCAUCAUCCCAAUUUACCGAUACACACUUUCUACUUUGUAGCCGCUGUAGCUUUUUCAGUUAUCAACCGUCCGCAGGAGAUUCCCAGAAUAUGGGAAUACGCUGUUGAAGAGGCUGCCAUUCCUGGGAGCGAAACAGAAGGGUAUGUGGAAAGGGAGCUAAUAGGCAACAUCAUCCAGAAUGGGGAGCGUGAGAGCGCCCUAACCAUCCAUCGAAAACUUCGCGAGGCGAUUUUAAAAAGUGCCGCCAUCGGGGGUUUACCCAAGGUCCUUCCCAACCCUUGAAUUCACCCCUCUCAAAAUAAAUACUAAAAUGACUAAAGGAUUAGGCAAUCAACUCCUUGAAUAUACUGAAGGCUGUUACCGCUCUACAUAUUUUGUCUGCACCAACGACUACCAACCGCCGACUAUUGUUCCAACCCACCUACCACACUAACGCCUUGACGAGAGGCUGUCAAUUCUUUGAUACAGUGUACGGGAAAGUGUCGAAACGGGUCAUGGGUGGAAUGCGAAAUUCCUAUGACGACCUUGCUGUAGUUACUGAACUAUUGUACGGCCAUGUACUUAGUAAUUCCGAGGUGAUUGGAGCACGAGAUACCAGUUUGACCUUAAUUGCUGGAUUGAUCCCGCAAAAUGUUCGCAAGAAACUUGGUUUGCAGAAGUAACAGUACCUGGGGAAAACAGAAUGCUAACCGUUGUCCACAGGUCAACCCGCAGCUGAAAGGGCACUUGCGCGGAGCACUAAACAAUGGGGCCACUGCGGAGGAGGUGAUGGCAGUGCGUGAGGUUGUGUUGAGAAUUUGCCGAGAAGCUAGAUGCGGACCCCGGGAAUCCGAGGUCGAAACGCUUUAAGUAAUUAAAACUACGCUGCACCAGGAGAAAUUUCAAUGGAAUUUAGCACCUCACUCCCCGCUAUAUAAUAGA
This is a messenger RNA of Tuber aestivum (summer truffle), 975 nucleotides long. The record is from the annotation of a GenBank genome assembly. NCBI's taxonomy places the organism in Eukaryota, Fungi, Ascomycota, Pezizomycetes, Pezizales, Tuberaceae.